AUCUAGAAUAAUACAUUACAAUAAAUAAACCAGUGAAUUAUUGAAUCUGAAUGAGUUUCUCUAAUCCUUGGGAGCCACAACUGUUAUUUCAGAAUUUAUUAAUCCACUUUUCAAUUCCUUUGAAAGAUCUAAAAUUUCUUUAAAUACAGGAUUCUCUUUCAGCUGUUAAAGUAGGAACCACAAACAAGGAAAAAAGUAAAGAAAAACACAGUUGACAAAAUGGGUAUCUGCAUAUCCAGUGAAUCUUUUGAGAUUCAUGCUAUUAAUUAUGGCCAUGCAAAUUUGGUUCACUAUGAAGACAACAACAACAAUGGAUACCAACAAAUUGGUUCAGUUUAUUCUCAACAAGGAUGCAAAGGACUCAAUCAAGAUUCUGCUAUUCUCUAUCAGGGGUAUGGUGUAGAAAAUGGAGUUUUCAGUGGAGUUUUUGAUGGGCAUGGAGAGAAUGGACAGAUAGUGAGCAAGUUAGUUAUGAAUAAGUUGCCAUCUUUGCUUCUGAAACAUAUACUUUCUCUCCCAAAGAUCACUUCUCCAAAACAAAAUGUGAAAGAAGUUGAUGAAUCGGCGAAGAACAAGAAUUUUAACAAGUGGAAAGAGGCUUUUCUGAGUUCCUUUAAGGUGGUGGAUAAAGAAAUUAAAUGUCUUGAGAAAUUGGACUGUUCUUGCAGUGGAACAACUGCUGUGGUUGCUAUAAGACAGGAUGAUGAUCUGAUUAUAGCUAAUCUUGGCGAUUCUCGAGCUGUACUAGGAAGAAAGACAGAGGAGGGAACAAUUGAGCCUGUUCCAUUAACUACUGAUUUGAAGCCUAGCCUGCCUUCUGAAGCAGAAAGAAUAAGGAAUUGUGGUGGAAGAGUGCUAGCACUAGAAAAAGAGCCACAUAUACAGAGAGUGUGGUUACCCAAUGAAGACGCUCCUGGACUCGCCAUGUCUAGAGCUUUCGGAGAUUUCAUGCUCAAAAACUAUGGUAUUAUCUCCAGGCCUGAUGUCACCUAUCACCAUCUUUCUUCCAAUGAUCAGUUCCUUUUUCUAGCAACUGAUGGGGUAUGGGAUGUGCUUAGUAAUGACCAAGUCGUUUCCAUAGUGUGU
This is a messenger RNA of Nicotiana tabacum (common tobacco), 1086 nucleotides long. Its product is annotated as putative protein phosphatase 2C 72. Lineage: Eukaryota; Viridiplantae; Streptophyta; Magnoliopsida; Solanales; Solanaceae. Gene Ontology annotation, molecular function: protein serine/threonine phosphatase activity. Gene Ontology annotation, biological process: protein dephosphorylation. The record is from RefSeq and is a predicted model, not a curated record.